Messenger RNA from Daldinia vernicosa, 1342 nucleotides. RefSeq lists its product as uncharacterized. The record is from RefSeq and is a predicted model, not a curated record. NCBI's taxonomy places the organism in Eukaryota, Fungi, Ascomycota, Sordariomycetes, Xylariales, Hypoxylaceae. The transcript has 3 exons. The coding region runs from base 521 to 1072 and encodes 183 amino acids.
UAGUCAAAGGUGUAUGCCUGUUUUUCUUUUCUUUUUGACCGUUAUCUGUAUUUAUAUCUUCCCCGUCAGAGUACAAGCACGACAUUGAGAGCCCUAGCUAACAGCAUCUAAGUUAGCGAUAUGGCACUUUCUAAAUAUUUUAAUGCGAGCUAGUCUGGAUCUUCUUCUACGGAGGUUUUCUACGUAUGGUAUAUUUGCCGGUCUUGAGCUUAGGCUAAAUUAUUUCGCGAUCACGAUUUCACUUACCCUCCCACGCUUUCCGUACCCGACGUAGUAACACGGAAGCUAUAUUGCACAUUAGACAAGCUCAUCCACCGGAAGACUUGAGCGUAUUUCUGAUGAACCCAAGGCGGGAUAAUCAUUACCAGAAUAAAUACCACCUACCUCCAGCACUUUGGUAAUGUAACUUGACAUCCUUGUCUUCUAGCUGUGGAAUCUCUUCCAACAUCGUACCCGUAUCUAUUGUCAAAAGUGCUUUCUACCGAAGGGUCAUUACGAUAUCUUAAAGUCAGCAUUACUCAUGAUGCUAUUCCAGCCCUUUGCAGUUGCGCUCCUUACCGCAGUCGCCUCGGCCAGUCCCGUAGCUCCGCGGCAGUCAUCGGGACCUGGCACGACACUGCAGGCGGGAUGGUACUGGGUUCGCGCGGUGGCCUCACCCAAUUUCCACAAAUACCUCCAGACAAAGCCGGCGAAUGCGCCAGGCACGGCCAUCCUGGAGAGCUACACGACGGCAGGGCAGUACAAUGUCAAGGAUGGGCAGCUAGUAGCCAACACGGGCGAAGGGGGAGCGCCGCUAUAUUUACAUGUCGAGAAGCCAGCAGACCUAGCAAACCCGCCGCGAACGCUCGCCACCUCAUUCAACACGACCGAGAAUACAUUUGGCACUUUUGUCUUCCAAGGAGACGCCCUUACUUGGAGUGUACCGGACAUCAACCGUCAGAACCUGGCCGCUUGGCUUGUCUGUAAAGACCAGGCGCUAUUUAUUAACACCGGCGCCUACGGCUAUCAAACACCUAGUGGAUGCUCGGAUCAGACUAUCCAUUACUACAAUGACGCGCAUGCGAAUGAGUGAUGCAUGGCCUAUUGGAUUGAAUACUAGCAGGCAUUUGCAUAUAAGUAUCGAGAUAAAGUUGAAAGACACGCAUCGUCAAUAUAUUAUACUCGGAACUGACGGUGUUGUGAGUUUAUGGUAUUUAUGUAGCGCAUUUAACCUAUCUGCUCAUGGCAAGUCUUGCUACACAAUCAAUGGAGUGUAACUAAGCAAUAUUCCAAUGUGUACUUAAGUACUAUACACCUCUGAGUUACUACGUUGAAAUUUGAAUUAUCCUACACCUAAGCACAA